UUCGGCAACGUCACCACAUUCCAGCAACCGACUACAAGUGUCGCCGCCGCGCCAGUCGCCACCUCUUUGUUAUCUCCACCACACUCACUCACUCACUACGCUCGGUGAGCUCCAUCAAUGGAGAAUCUCUCUGCAAUUUCCAGAAAUCCAUGCCUUAAUUCGUCGCCUCUUCGUCCUAAAACCACCACAGUACUUCCGUUUUCUCCGGCGGAGCUGCCGAUCAGGAAAAAUUCGCGGCGAGAUUUUUCGGUGAAAGCUGCGUUGAACGCCAAUACAGUCACUUCCCCAAUCGCUAAAGAGAAUGGCGAUGUGGUUGUUAUUGCCGAACCUAUUUACGAACGCACGCCUCGCAACCGCCCCCUCCGAACCCGUUCACAGCGGGUUUCACUUUGAUGGAACGGCCCGGAAGUUUUUUGAGGGCUGGUAUUUCAAGGUUUCUAUUCCAGAGUGCAGGCAGAGUUUUUGCUUCAUGUACUCUUUAGAGAACCCAGCAUUCUCUAAGAAAUUGAGCAGACUGGAGGAGGCACAGUACGGGCCGCGAUCAACUGGAAUUGGCGCUCAAAUUCUAGGGGCUGACGACAAGUUCAUCUGCCAGUUCUCUGAAGAAUCAAAGAACUUUUGGGGAGACAGGGAUGAGUUAAUGCUUGGGAGUACAUUUGUACCACAAAAGAAUAUGAAACCCCCAAAGAGAGAGAUCCCUCCGCAGGAGUUCAACAGCAGGGUUUUGGAGGGCUUCCAAGUUACCCCACUUUGGCACCAGGGUUCUAUUCGUGACGAUGGAAGGAAUGAUUUUGCAGAAAUUGUAAAGACUGCACGCUGGGCCUACAGCACACGCCCUGUUUAUGGAUGGGGAAAUGUUGGGUCAAAACAGAAGUAAACAGCAGGAUGGCUUGCUGCUUUUCCUGUAUUUGAACCUCACUGGCAAAUAUGUAUGGCAGGCGGACUUUCAACAGGUAUUUCUUUUAUCAUAGAAAAGCAAAAUACUAGUAAGAUGUCAUUGACAAAUGUCAUGAUCAAUUUAAGGAUGUUUUUCAUUUCUAAAUUUUGGCCAUUUUUCUAAAAAAAAUUCCAACACAUGUAAUUUGUGUUUACCAAUAUUGUAUCCUAAGAUGAGUUUGGUGCUGUUAAUAAUCAAAUGAUACCGUCUCUUCACACAUUUCGAACAGUCUUUAUAUGUAUACGUCUAUACGUUCUCUAUUCUUUACGUCAUGUUGAAAUUGGUGAUGUUGGAUCACUACUCCAAAUAAUAUAGUCCACACUCACAACAAAAUUACUCAAAUUAAUAAAUAUGUUGGUUAUUCAUUAUAUCACGUUUCAGUUUGUGCUGUUAUUGCAACAGUACUAUUAAUGAUAAACACAUAGUCCACAUACACAUAGUCCUCAUUUGUCAUAUAGUAUAUUCUAUCAAUUUGAUGAUGGUAGAGAUGAUUAUGCUCAUUUUAGAAAGGAGGUUGAAGCAACUUUUCUAUGGGCUAUACAUGAAAAUGUAGAAAAAGGUUUAGCUGCUUUGGAAUUCAUGGGGGCUAAAACACAUCAUAAUACUUCAACUUGAAACUGACCUUGUUCAGUCAGAUGAUGCAAGGAAACAGUAUGCAGAGAUUCAAAGGUUCACUAAGGGUACUAUUGCAGGUGGUGCGCCAAUAAUUCCAUUGCAUGCUAACAUGAAAGACAACAUCAAAUUUGUAUUGGAACACAUUGUGAAUAAUAUCCCUAUCCCAAAGAGGGAUUUCUUAUCACCACCACUUAUGAAAGUGAUUGGUUCUUUUGACCUUAAUAAGGUUUGGUCUGAGAUUGAUGAAAUUAAGGGGUAUUUCUGGCUGGUAGCAUUAAAAAAAAGGUAUAUUUCUGUUGUUCAAAUUGUAAAUAAUACUCCAGUUGAAGAUUAUCAAUUUCUAAGGUUGUAGUAGUCUAAUUGUUAUACAUUUUUGUUGCUGUCAUUAUUAGUAGUCUAAUAUGCUGUUCAAAUUGUAAAUAAUAGGAGUAUUCUUCUUGAAGAUUAUAAGUUUCUAAGGUCUAGUUCA
This is a messenger RNA of Salvia splendens (bonfire salvia), 2021 nucleotides long. RefSeq names its product probable tocopherol cyclase, chloroplastic. Gene Ontology annotation, molecular function: tocopherol cyclase activity. Lineage: Eukaryota; Viridiplantae; Streptophyta; Magnoliopsida; Lamiales; Lamiaceae. The record is from RefSeq and is a predicted model, not a curated record. The transcript has 6 exons. The coding region runs from base 302 to 877 and encodes 191 amino acids.